CAAAGGUUACUGCGCAUGCUCAGUUCAUCUGCGCAUGCUCGGUGCAGCCAAAGUCGAGAAUCUGGAGCGGGACUUGUUUCCGUCGUUACACCGGAUCCUGCAGGCUGCAGAACACCCAUGUCUUGCUCCAGAUCAUCCCAUGCCCUCCAGAGACAAGGAAAGGAAAUGGCUGCAGUGGAGCCGGUGACCUUUGAGGAGGUGGCUGUGUAUUUCUCCGAGGAGGAAUGGGCUCUGCUUGACCCGGGUCAGAGAGCCCUCUACAGGGAUGUGAUGCAGGAGAAUUAUGAGACCGUGAUCUCUCUUGCAGGAUUUCCAAUUUCCAAACCUAAUGUGAUCUCCUGGACGGAGCGAGGGGAGGAGCUGCGGGUCCCAGAUCUCCAGGGCUCUGAGGAAGGGGAGCGCAUCAGCGACAUCCACACAGCGGAGAGGACAGUGAGUGAGACCAGUGAGGAGAGUCUUCAGCAGGAAGGUCCUGAGCAAGUGGCACUGUGUGGGAUGUUAUGCGGAAGAUCUGAAGGGCAUGUUUCCCAGAGUCCUGAGCAGAGAGAAACCUGUAAGAGGCAGCACAAGCCAGAAAGGCAGCGGGUAAACCAUCCAGGGGAGGAACGCGGUAAAUCCUCUCACAGGAGCAGAGGGGUGAAAAGAAACAAAGAAACCGAUCAACAGAAAAUCCCCCAUCAAGAGGGACUCUACACUUGCAGUGACUGUGGGAAAAGCUUCUGUCAGCACUCAAGUCUUAUUGAACAUCAGAGAACCCACACAGGAGAGAAGCCCUUCAACUGCUCUGACUGUGGGAAAAGCUUCAGUCGAAGCUCAUACCUUAUUAAACAUCAGAGACGACAUACAAGAGAGACGCCUUAUAACUGUCCUGACUGUGGGAAAUGCUUCAGUCAGAGCUCAGACCUUGUUAGACAUAGGAGAAUCCACACAGGAGAGAAACCCUAUAACUGCCCUGACUGUGGGAAAAGCUUCAGUCAGAUCUCAGACCUUGUUAGACAUAGGAGAAUCCACACAGGUGAGAACCCCUUCAACUGCUCUGACUGUGGGAAAAGCUUCAGUCGGCGCUCAAAUCUUAACAGUCAUCGUAUGAUCCACACAGGAAAGAAACCAUAUAACUGCUCUGACUGCAGGAAGAGGUUCAGUCGGCGCUCAUACCUUAUUAAACAUCAGAUAAUACAUACAAGAGAGACACCCUAUAACUGCUCUGACUGCGGGAAAAGGUUCAGUCGAAACUCAUACCUUAUUAAACAUCAGAUACUACAUACAAGAGAGAAACCCUAUAACUGCUGUAACUGUGGAAAAAGCUUCAGUGAAAGCUCACACCUUAUUGCACAUCAGAAAAUUCACACAAGACAGAAACCCUAUAACCUAAGUUCCCUCUAAGCUUCAGGGCUGCGCAGCAGGCUAUCAAGGGCUGCCCAGGUGAGGAGAGGCCCCUCUUCCCCGGCCCCAACCCCGGAGCUAUUGUGGAUGGUUGAGCGGUGCAUCUCCCUCCGCCCCAGAGCUAACGCAGACGGGGAGAGACAGAGAGGCACUCUCUCUCCUGGACCCGGGCUGGUGUGGCAAGAGAGGGCUGGGGGGAAUCCUUUCUCUUUGGGACAGCCUGCAUGCCAAACCCCUCAUCCCUGGCCCUACACCAAAGCCUGCACCCCCAGCCAGAGCCCUCACCCCCCCAUACCCCAACUCUCGGCCCUAGCUCUGAGUGCCCCCCCCCACUCUGUGAACCACUCGGACCCCGACCCCGCCACACAUCACCUACAUAUUGGUGCACAUAACAAAAUUCAUUCCCGAUAUGGAUGUAAAAUAUUAGAAUGAACAUUGCCAAUAGCUGCUCUGAUUGCAGAACAAAGUUCAAUCAGAGUUGAUACCUUAUUGAACAUCAGAGAACGCACACAGGCGAGAAGCCCUUUAACUGCCUUGACUGUGGGAAAAGGUUCAGUCGGCGCUCAAAUCUUAACAGAUAUCGUAUAAUCCAACCAGGAGAAAAACCCUUCAACUGCUCUGGCUGCGAGAGAAGCGUCAGUGAAUGUUCACACCUCAAUUCACACAGAGAAUUCACAUAGGACAGAAACCCUAUAGCUGCUCUGACUGCAGGAAAAGGUUCAGUUGGAGUCAUACCUUUUUAAACAUCAGAUACUACAUACACAAACGAGAUCCUAUAACUGCCCUGAUUGCAGGAAAAGCUGCAGUGAGAGCUCAGACCUUGUUAGACAUAGGAGAAUCCACACAAGAGAGAAACACUUCUACUGCUCUGACUGUUGGAAAAGGUUCACUAAGCUCAAGCCUUAUUGAACGUCAUGGAACCCACACGAGAGAAAUCUUGCAGAUGCAAGUAGAAAAAAGCUUCAGUCAGUGCUUACACAUUCAUUCACAUCAGAGAACCCAAAGAUGAGAAAGACCCUAUGAAUUUUCAAGUGCAGGAAAAGCCUCAGUUGGAUGUCAGUCCUUGUUGCUCACCAGAGAAUCCACACAGGGAAGAACCCUUUAAAUGCCCUGAAUUUAGGAAAUGUUCAGUGAGAGCUCAGCCCUUAAUGAACCUCAGAGAACCUAGAGGGAAGAGUGCUCUGAGUCCAAAAGAGCCUUCUAGCACAACUCAUCCCUCAUGAGAUGUUUGAGAAUCCACCCAGGACACACAUCAUAAAAAUGUGCUAGCUAGGGAUGAGCAAAAUGAAUAACAUUUUUGCUUAUCCCUACAAAUCUCAGAAGGUCUGUCAUGGCUGCAGUAGCCAUGUAGUGAGGACAUGCAACAUUAUUAAAGCAGAGAAUGAAAUGUCCUUCCUAGAACAGAGCUAUGCAGAGCUAGAGGCUGAGAUGAGAUUCCCACAUUAUGAUAGAACUUGAUUAUGACUUGCUGGGAAAUCUGAAUGUUUUGUGUUCAGCCUCUUCAUUUCAGUUUGAUGUUAUACACCUAAACCCAUCUUUUUCUUGUCUGCUGUGACUUCUCAUUCAUCCCUGAUAGAGUUUUUAGGCUGGAAUCCACCAAAGGACUUAAGUCUUGUGACACUGAGUGUUGCAAAUACCUAACUUUUGGGUACCUUGAGUAUCAGAGAAAUAGCAGUGGGAUCCACAAGGACUUGAGUUAUGUGAUCAAGCCCCUUAUAAAAUGAAUGAGGAGAGAGAGGUGCCUUAGAAUGCAAUCCCCAGAUCUCUUCAUACUACAUGGGAUGCCAUGUAAGGUAACCAGUGUAGCGUGCUGACAAGGAUGGUAUGUCCUAAGCCCUGCCCCUUUAAUGGAAAUAGGCACAUAUCUCUGCUUCCAGUGCAUGAGUCAUGGAAGUGAGAUGAUGCUCUGAUGAUAGAAUGAUAGACAUUUUCAGAGGCUGUCUAACAGCAGUGCGGGAAUCUCCUUUAUAACCUUUUGUUCAGAGGUUAGGGUAUUCACCCAAGAUGUGGGAGACCAAUUCAAGGCCCCUCCCCACCUAAUCCAAGGGUUUAGAACAGGGAUCUGCCACCUCUCAGGGAAGUGCCCUAGUCUCUCAGAUCUCAGAUAUUCUGGUAUUUGAAUAUCUCAAUCUGUCUCAAUCUGUCUUAGAACCAAAAGUCAUUAGCUCAAGACAGAAAGUGAAAAUGACCCUAUAGACUGGUGGUUAGGGCACCCAUGUGUGAGGUAGAUAUCCCUGAGUCCAGUCCCCAUGCUCCAAUGACUCUCUAAGUGUCCCUGAAGACAAAAUCCUAAAUCCUGCCAUGAAGAAGAUUACAGAAAUUCCAGCUGCUAAAAAGUUCACAAAGGUUUAAGAAAUCAAUUGUUAUUGCUAAAAUUCCAUAGGGAAUUUCUGUGCUUAAGGGAAGUUGGAAUUUGGCCUUGAAGAAGAUAGUUAUUGCUUUUCUAGAAUAUUGAACCUAUUGGAGUUCAGUUCUGUUCCAUAAAACCAGACUCUUGGGCUGGUAGGUCCUGUUAACUGAGAAGUACUCAAGUCAGAUAAACCCAACAACUUCCAUCCAACUAUGAAAAAGAUCCUAAUUUCAAAAAGAAAAGAGUUAGAAAUAGUAAAAGUAUUACAGUCUUAAAAGUGCUUCAGAUUGGGGAAAAUUCUUCUAAACAGAAACUGGAAUGAGUUAUAGGAUUUCAGUGUGACACCAUUGUAACUAAAACUGACUUGGUGCUGUUUGAACCUGCAUGCUUUCACAUAAACGUUCACAUCCUGGGUAAGCACUCUAACCGCUGGGCUAAAAGCUAGGAGGGAAACCAUCUCCUUUCACCCUCCCACAGCCCUGGCUGUUUUAUGUGGAGCAAGGCAGCUUCUGAUCAUGCCUACCAGAUUGGGCCUCUGCCUACCCUCCCCUGGUUUUGUGAAUUACACUGGCGCUUAGGGGAGAAAAAAGAGCUUGAUUGCCUGGAGUGAGGCAGCCUGGUGCAUGCCCAGAAGCAGGAACAAAGGCAUCUAGAAUAUUCUUACUGCAAAAACAUAGGUGCCAAGUGAGUUUAAGAGCCUACAGGGAUAGAUGACAAAUGAGUGAGAGUGUUGUAAUCACAGGGGUGCCUAGAAAGGUGUCUAGGAACCUUUGUGAAUCCUGCCCCCCACCCCAGUACAAUUGAUACAUACAGACAUAGAGAUGGGCUCAGUUAGGUUGUCAAUAUGAUGUCCUGACUUGGCUCUGGGCACUAAGACAGGACAAUGGUUUAUUUGUGACUUUUUUGCUUUGAACCAGGAAGAAUUGGUGAUUCAUGUACCCCAAAUUUUGUAUGCAUUAUUCUAACCAUUUUCAGCUAGAGACAUCUAAAUGCUGCUGAAUUUCAAGCUGUAGUAAUCAUAUGACUGAAUUUCAUUUAAGAAUCAGUCUUAGCCUAAGAAUAUUAAUGAUUUUGCUAGAUUUUGUUAAAUUGACACUGAUUUAAUUCCAUUGUCUCAUCCACCCUAUCUAGUUUUGUCCAAUUUCAUUUUUUGUUUAAAAGUUUUAAUAUCAAGUCAAGUUAGAGUUUUAAAUUGAGUUAACCAAAUAUAAAUUCUGUGAAGUAUUUGAUACUAGGGCCAUGUUUAAACUACAAACCUUGGUCGAUGCAAGUUGCAUCAAGAUAAAGAUGCCUCAGCGUAUCACUUGCACACACGUAGACUUGGCUCCUUGUAACAUGUUCUUCAGCAUGACCUCUGCAGCAUGUCCUUUCCUUUUUCUGUGUUUUUCCUUCGGAGCAGGGGUCAGGAUAGUAACUGUGAUGGGUUGGAUCACAGAACCUGUCUUGGGAGCCACCACCUGGUGUGCCAAGACUAUUUCUACCCCUGCUUUCCCUGCCAUCUCAGGACUCCAGCACCCUGUCUUGCUGAGCCAGACACACCCAUCUGCUCCA
This is a messenger RNA of Gopherus evgoodei (Goodes thornscrub tortoise), 5284 nucleotides long. RefSeq names its product zinc finger protein OZF-like. The record is from RefSeq and is a predicted model, not a curated record. Gene Ontology annotation, molecular function: DNA-binding transcription activator activity, RNA polymerase II-specific; RNA polymerase II cis-regulatory region sequence-specific DNA binding. The transcript is spliced from 4 exons. NCBI's taxonomy places the organism in Eukaryota, Metazoa, Chordata, Testudines, Testudinidae. Gene Ontology annotation, cellular component: nucleus. Gene Ontology annotation, biological process: regulation of transcription by RNA polymerase II. Bases 16 to 1383 code for a protein of 455 amino acids.